AUGCCGAAAUCUAGAUUGCUUGUCGUAAAAGAGAACCUAUCCAAGUACAGGACAAUAGAUGGGGAACGAGAAGAAGGGUUUGACGGUCAUCAGGAAUGGAAUGAUGAAGACCCAUUGCUAUUAGACGCAAUAUCAUAUUUCUACAAAGCUGUUAAAAACAAGUUCUACUCAGAAGUACGGUCAUUUUUGAGCUAUCUUCUACCUUUGGGUAGUGAGGAUGGAAGACUUCAAGCUAUUCAGAGUCUUCUUCUGAAUACAUCAUCCGAAGAAUCGUUGAAAGAAGCUCUUCUUCUCUCUGUUGCAACUGGCAGUCGUCCUCUUGUUGAGUUUGUACUUGCUCUAUUCAUAGAUUGUCCAUUUUUGGAGCGUAGUGGUUGUGCAAACUCUGCUCACUUUCCUCCUCACAUGACACCAUUGAUGCUGGCUUGUAUUCUGAAUAAUUUUAGUAUCGUUCAAUGCCUGUUGCUUCGAGGUCACACCAUUCAGAUUCCACACUUUCUUACAUGUGAAUGUCGGCUAUGCAAACGCCAAACAGUGACAAACCGAUCUCCUGCUCUUCUAGUCGACGUCAUGCGUGCAAUUUCCUCUGAAUCGUAUCUCUGGUUAGCCACAAGUGAUGUCUUUGCUUCAGCAUGCUCGAUUGCUCAUGAUCUACAACACCUGAUUAAAGAUGAUUGUUUGGAACACGUGGAAAUCUAUCGUCAUCUAGAAGCAAAUGUUCAACGUUUUCUGACACGAGUUUCAGACCAAGCAUGGAGAUCAGAAGAGUUCAAUCUUCUGGUUGCAAAUAAGAGCUACUGUGACAAGCGAAUGUCUGAUAUUUCUUCACCUCGCCUUCAGAUGGCAAUGGAUUCUGAAAUGAGACAAUUCACAUGCUCAACCAAUUCACAGACAGCGUUCAAAUCAGUGUUUCGAGCAGAUUGGCUCAACUUUGGUAACAAGCCGAAACGAGACUUGUGGCGUUCACUUCGUGCAACUAUUUUUAUGCCAGUUAUAAUCAUGAUGCACAUGAUAUCCCUUGAAAAAGGAACUACGAUGGCUGUUCCACUUGCUCGAUUUAUUGCUCACAUCACCACCUAUAUCAUUUUCCUGAUUCUGGCAAUUGCUCGUGUAACAAUUCCCUUUUAUAUAGACGGUUUUGAUGGCAUUGUAGUCACUCAAACCAUUGAAUACCUCAUUUACGCCUACAUGCUUGGAUUAUUCUUGGAACGAGGACUACUGUUUUAUCGGGUUGGAAGUGCGGCUUUUUUCGCUUUCUGGUGGAGAUGGUUUGAUGUUGUUCUGAUUUCCUCAUUUUUAAUCUCGUUCGUCUUCUUCAUUGGCACACUUUCCGAAAGAGAACUUUUCGAUCCAUCCGAAAUAGAUAGAAUGCAUUGGCCAUCGGGAGAAUUUAAAUUAAUUCAUGAGAUAUUCCUUUCGAUUUCUUGUGUUCUUGGAGUUUCUAAAUGCUUCUACUACAUUCAAACAAUCAAGGGAAUCGGAGGAUCUGUGAUAUCAAUUGGAAAAUGUGUCGGAAAAACGUACACAUACCUUCUGAUCAUGGCCACUAUUAUUAUCUCAUUUUCUGUUGGUCUCAAUAUACUCGUCAGUCCAUAUUUGAGUCGAAAAUCGAUUCACAAAGAGAACACUCCAGAAGCCAUAACAACGCAGUCUUAUGAUUCAAUUGGGACAUCGUCAAAGAAUCUGUUCUGGUCGAUUUUUGGAUACCUGGGACCUUCAACAUACGUCACAGUCGUUGGAAACACGGGAUCCAACAUGGACCCAGUUUCUCAUCAACUCAAUUCGGCAACUCUGGAAAUUCUUGGAGCUCUCUAUCACGGAAUUAUUAUCAUCACGGUACUCAAUUUGAUGACGUCACUGCUUGUCAAGAAAGCUGACGAGGUGCUUGAUAACGAAGAAAUGGAAUUCAAAUAUACACGAGCAGCAAUGUACGCAGAAUUUGUAUCCUGGGAGAUGGCUGCGCCACCACCGUUCAAUCUAUUUUGUGUCAUUGCUCAUAGCCUCCACAGAAAUUUGAAUCGUUCUUUGGAACAAAAACCAGCCAAAAAUCAGGACGAAGUAGAGAUUGAAGUUCAAUACUUGAGUCUUCUUAUCACUAUGUUCAAUAGAUUCUGUGCAGCUAAGGAAUGUAAAUACAAAACAAUUUGGAGAUCCGAGUUUGAUAAGGAAGAGAAACCUCCGAAUCACGUUUCGUUCAUGUCAUCUGGUCUUCAUGCUUAUUCAAUGGAUAACACUUAUGAAGGAUGGAGAAAAAGAGAAACACGAAGGAUGUUUGUUCCAGAAUAUGAAGAAUAUGGAAAUGAAAGCAAUAAGGAAGCUCCAAGACCUGAAGCACCCAAAGCGUCUACGGAUACAUCCAAAACGAUGCCCACAGCAGAUUCCAAUAGAAUGGCGGCGAAAGGAAUCACAUUUUUACCGGUUUAA
Messenger RNA from Caenorhabditis briggsae, 2424 nucleotides. RefSeq names its product Protein CBR-SPE-41 (gene Cbr-spe-41). Bases 1 to 2424 code for a protein of 807 amino acids. The transcript has 16 exons. Gene Ontology annotation, biological process: calcium ion transmembrane transport; regulation of cytosolic calcium ion concentration; manganese ion transport. Lineage: Eukaryota; Metazoa; Nematoda; Chromadorea; Rhabditida; Rhabditidae. The record is from RefSeq and is a predicted model, not a curated record. Gene Ontology annotation, molecular function: inositol 1,4,5 trisphosphate binding; store-operated calcium channel activity. Gene Ontology annotation, cellular component: cation channel complex; membrane.